AUGUUCGAGGCAAUUAGCGACCGGAUCGAGACUCAUGUUGACCCCGCGCUCGUUGACGGCAGCGGGGGCGGAACUCAGCCCGAAAAACUUUUGGCUGAGACAGCACCUGACGGCGAUCUUCCAACGCAAGCGGAGCUGUCGACGUUGCAGCGUGUGCCCGCGAAGAUCCCGUGGCGAGUGUACACGAUCGCGUUCGUCGAGCUCGUCGAGCGUAUGAGCUACUACGGCACCCUGGCGCUCUUUUCCAACUUCAUCUCCAAGCCGCGCCAGAAAGUCGACGGUACUUGGUUGACCACCCCCUGGGGCGCAGCGCUCCACCCGAACGAUGCCAAUGCCACCCCCGGCGCCCUCGGCAUGGGAAAGAAGAAGGCGUUCAGCAUCACGACAUUCAACCAAUUCUACAUUUACUUGUGCCCUCUGCUUGGAGCCUGGAUCGCUGAUACAUACCUCGGCCGCUUCAAGACAAUCGUGUACUCGGUAAUCAUUGCGGAGAUUGGCCAUGUGCUCUUGGUGGGCUCGUCGACCCCAGGCAUGCUUGAUAAGCCAAAUAGUGCGUUCGCGCUGUUCAUGUUCGGUUUGCUGAUCAUGGGCUUCGGGACUGGCACGUUCAAGCCGAACAUCUCGCCACUUAUUGCAGAACAGAUUCCCCAGGAUGUGGCGCGCGUCGAGGUCAACAAGAAAGGCCGGCGUGUAAUCAUUGAUCCCGCCGAGACGGCUACCCGCAUCUACAACUGGUUCUACAUGUUCGUGAACAUUGGUGCUUUGAUUGGCCAACUCUCCAUGGUGUACAUUGAGCGAUACGUUGGAUUCUGGCCCGCCUUCCUAGUCCCUACAGCCUUCUUUCUUCUGGCAUUCCCGGUCCUGUUUUUCUGUAAGAAUAUGUACAUCCACACCCCACCGUCUGGCAGCGUUCUCGGCCCUGCUAUCAAAUUACCCUUGCUAGCAAUGAGGGGCCGCUGGAGCUGGAACCCCGUUCGGAUCUGGAAGAACGCUCGAAAUGGUUCCUUCUGGGAGAGCGUCAAGCCUUCGCGUUUAGGAUCCUCCAAGCCGGCCUGGAUGACCUACGACGACGCCUGGGUCGAUGAAGUUGCUCGAGGAUGGGCAGCCUGCGGUGUGCUUCUCUGGCUGCCACUCUACUGGCUUUCUUACAACCAGAUUAACUCAAACCUCAUCCAGCAAGCCGACACCAUGCAGCUCCACGGCAUCCCCAACGACCUACUCCAGAACCUGGAUCCCAUCGCCAUCAUCAUCCUAGUCCUGUUCCUCGAUUUGCUUGUAUAUCCAGCUCUUCGUAAAGCAGGCAUUCGUUUCACGCCCAUCAAGAAAGUCUUCGCAGGCUUCAUGCUCGCCACUGCCGGCAUGAUCUGGGCCUGCGUUAUCCAGUACUACAUCUACCACAAGUCACCCUGCGGCGUGAUGACGGAGGAGGAAGGCUGCCGCUCCGACGUUAACGUUUGGGCACAAGCGGGCGUAUACAUCUUGAUCGCAGCAUCGGAGAUCAUGGCAUCCGUUGUGUCUCUCGAAUAUGCCUUUACCAAAGCACCCAAGAGCAUGCGCAGUUUAGUACAGGCGUUCAGCUUGUUUACUAAUUCGCUGAGCGCGGCGCUGAGCGAGGCGUUCACACCACUGUCUGAGGACCCGCAUCUGACGUGGAACUAUGGCAGCGUCGCUAUUAUCUGCUUUGUCAGUGGAGUGGCGUUCUGGUUCACGUAUAGAGAUAUGGAUAAGGAUGAAGACCGGCUCAACAUGCUGCCUACCGGAAGACAUAUCGGUACGCCAUCUGGCGCUGGGACCGGGACUGACGUCGAAUUGGCUCCUGCUGGCAAGACGGGCUGA
Paraphaeosphaeria sporulosa is the source of this 1836-nucleotide messenger RNA. Its product is annotated as PTR2-domain-containing protein. The transcript has 5 exons. Gene Ontology annotation, cellular component: membrane. Gene Ontology annotation, molecular function: dipeptide transmembrane transporter activity. The coding region runs from base 1 to 1836 and encodes 611 amino acids. The record is from RefSeq and is a predicted model, not a curated record. Gene Ontology annotation, biological process: oligopeptide transport; transmembrane transport. NCBI's taxonomy places the organism in Eukaryota, Fungi, Ascomycota, Dothideomycetes, Pleosporales, Didymosphaeriaceae.